Molecule: messenger RNA, 4864 nt
Organism: Neoarius graeffei (lesser salmon catfish)
Lineage: Eukaryota; Metazoa; Chordata; Actinopteri; Siluriformes; Ariidae
Product: vacuolar protein sorting-associated protein 54-like
Exons: 23
Coding region: 112-3096 (994 amino acids)
Biological process (GO): retrograde transport, endosome to Golgi; Golgi to vacuole transport
Cellular component (GO): GARP complex
Molecular function (GO): syntaxin binding
Source: RefSeq, a predicted model, not a curated record
GGUUUGCGGGGAUGUUGCUAUGCGAUGUGGAGUGGAGCUGUUGAUAUGUUGGCCGGACCCUGGCGGAUUUCACACAGCAGCUGGAGGCUGGUGUGAGGAAGCGGCGCUGUCAUGGCGUCCGGACCAGGCUCGGUGCCCGCGGUUCAGCCUGGCGUGGGCCCUGCUGGCACUGACCGGCUCUUCCGGAAGCCCAGAGACCUGACGGGCUCAUCUACACACUACAGACCCCCGCGCUGUCUCCCUGACGUCUGCCCCAAGGAGCCUACAGGUGAGGUGCGGGGGCUGAGUGACGCUCCAUCAUUGGUGGCGGAUCAGCACCGAUGGACAGUAUAUAACUCUAAGGUAAACCUCCCGGCGGCGCUGAACGACCCGCGGCUGGCCAAGCGCGAGUCCGACUUCUUCACCAAGACCUGGGGGGUGGACUUCACCGAGGGGGAGGUGCUGCCCUCGUACAGCCUGCCCAACAUCACCGCUGAACACUUCAGCACGUAUCUGAGUGAUACUGCUCAGAGGGAGAAAAUCCACAAGCGGUGUAAAAACAUCUGCCCCAAUAAAGACGACCUGUCCAUCCCCAACAUCACAAACAAUCACGAUAAAGCCAAAGAGGAGCUUGAGCAGGUGCCCAAGAUCUUCAUGAGGCCUGACUUCAUACUGAGCGAACCGGCCACCUUCAGUGCCGUGUUGCCAUGGUCGCACUUCAGCGUCGCCGGGGGGAAGAGCAGCCGGGAUGCCGCGUCGUCACGGUUACUGCAGGAGAAAUUGAGUCACUACCUGGACGUGGUGGAGGUGAGCAUCGCUAGACAGAUCUCUCUGCGCUCCGAGGCGUUCUUCCACGCCAUGUCGUCUCAGCGCGAGCUCCAGGAGCAGCUGUGCGAGGCGGCUGGCGCCGUAAGGGCGCUGCGGGAACACACGGCCGGCUUGGGACGCACCAUGAGCCGCGGGCCUCUGCAGGCGCUGCGGCACACGGUCACGCGCAGGAACUGCGUCACGCUGCACAGUAAACUGAAGCUGAUGGCGGCGGUGCAGCAGACGCAGCCCACCGUGCAGCUGCUGCUCUCCACCUCGGAGUUCGUGGGCGCACUGGAGCUCAUCAACACCACCAAGGAGGUGCUGCAGCAAGAGCUCCAGGGCAUCCACAGUUUCAGACACCUGGGCUCUCAGCUGUGUGAAAUGGAGAAGCUGAUCGAUAAGAUGAUGGUGGCCGAUUUCACCACGUACUCCAGGAGCGACCUCAACCGAGCCUUCGAGGACGACAACCAAGUACUGGAGAAGGACCGGCUCCAGUCUCUGGUCUUUGGCCUGCUGAGACAGAGGAAGCUGGAUUUCCUGGACAUCUACAGCGAGGAGAUGAUGCAAGCAGCCAAGGGCAUCGUCAGACAGUGUGUGAUAAAGGCGGUGUCUCAGAUUGAGGAGAUCGACACGGACACCGUCGUCAAGCUGCAGGAUCAGAUGAGGCUGAUGAUGUUUGCUCAGUGGUUUGAGCUCCUGCAGAACAUCUUCGAGUAUUUCCUGCUCUUCCUCACCAGGAUCAAAGCCACUCUCGGCAUGAUCCGGAACGUGGUCCUGGAAGUCCUCGACAGCAGCCAGAGGAACCGAGCGGCCGACGCGUGUCCGCUCGCCGACGGCGGCUCCGUGGAGAACGAAGACGAGGAGGAGGAGGACGAAUCGGGUCUCCGUCCCGGAGAAGCCGAGCUCGCCUUCCUGACACACGAGGGGCUGUUUAUCAGCGACGCGAUAAGCGAAGCCGAACGCCGCAGCAACGGUGCGUCGUCUCAAACCAGAGCGCAGGCGAAAGAGGAAGCUUCAGGAAGCGACUCGGCCUCGGGCACUACGGAGUCAUCCUCCAGCAGGGAGCACAUCACAAACACUACCUCCUCCCUGCCCACAGGGGGCGCCGCCGCUGCACUUGAGGAUCUAAUGCCGUCUGAACUGGAGCUGGGCAGAAUCGCCAACAGCAUCCAGGAGCUGCUGUACACUGCUUCAGAUAUUAGCCACGACCGCUGUGUUAAAGUCGUGCUGGCUAAGGCCAAGGACGGUUCUCUGGAGCGUCUGAGCUCGGCGGAGUUUGUGUGUAUGAGCCGAGCGGUGGAAGCCUUUGCCAAGGACACCGAGGCUCUGUGCUGCAGGAGGAGUGCGAGUCUGCGGGGGGCGCUGCAGAGUCAGGCCAACCGCUUCGUCCACCGCUUCCACGACGAGCGCAAGACCAAGCUCAGUUUGUUGUUGGACACAGAAAGGUGGAAGCAGGCUGAAGUUCCUGCUGAAUUCCAGCACCUGGUCGACUCCAUCGCUGACGGACACAUCACACUGCCCGAACGCAAACCAGCAGGUCCAGAAGAGAAGAAGCCAAAUGACUUCCUGCUGGUUGAUGGGCAGAAAUACGCUGUCGUUGGGACGGUGCUGCUGCUGAUCCGGAUGUUUCUGGAAUACUGCCAGUGCGUCAACGACAUCCCGUCUAUCACCACCGACAUGCUGACACGCCUCUCAGACCUCCUCAAGCACUUCAAUUCCCGUAGCUGUCAGCUGGUGCUCGGGGCUGGAGCUCUGCAAGUGGUGGGACUAAAGACCAUCACCACCAAGAACCUGGCUCUGGUGUCUCGGUGUCUGCAGCUGGUUGUUCACUACAUCCCCAUCAUCCGAGCGCACUUUGAGACCAAACUCCAACCCAAACAGUACAGCAUCCUGCGCCACUUUGACCACAUCACCAAGGACUAUAAUGAUCAUAUAGCUGAGAUCUCUGCGAAGCUGGUGGCGAUCAUGGACAGUCUGUUUGAGAAAGCACUCUUCAAGUAUGAAGUAAAGGCCCCGAUGCCGUCAUUGUGUUUCCGUAAUUUGUGUAAGCAGAUGGCCAAAAUGCAUGAAGCCAUCCAUGAGCUCCUCCCCGAGGAACAGACUCAGAUGCUGUUUCUGAGGAUCAACACAAGCUUUAAGCUUCACCUGAAGAGGCAGCUAGCUCGGCUCGGGGUGGUGAACGAUGGCGGACCACAGCAUGGGUUGAUGGUGGUGGACGUGGCCUUCUACACGGAGAACAUUCAGGCUCUGCGCUCUCUCGAGCAGUUGGACCUAAACAUGCCUGAGAUCUGGGAGCAGAAGAGGUGAUGACGGAUAGCCGGGCCCAGCCAAUCGGGUCUUUCCAUCUCCUCCGGUCGCUUACGACGACCUGCCCUGCUCCGCCCCCUCUCCUUCUCACUUCCUCCUCUUCUUUCUGGAGGGCAUGAGGUCAGAGGUCGCACAGAAAGUGAGCGAGACUGCUCCAUAAACACACUUUAUACCUCCUCAUCUCAAACUGCUUUUAUUUUCCGGAACGAUCCAGAGCAUUAAAGCAUCACACUCUCACUUCCAAGUGACCAAUCGGGAUAAGCUAAGGGAUGCUCGGUGGGCGGGAACUUUUUCUUCUUCGGUUUGGUUUAAAGCUCAGUGCCUCAUCGUGUGCCGUCGACGCGGCGCAGCUCGACGCUCGUGUGCAAUCCUGUCAGAUGAUUAUUGAUUAUGAAAUGGAGAAUAAAUUAUGAUUUUGUUUUGAUGUUUAUAUAUGCACCAGUGGGUUUAAAAAUGUAAACUCGGAUAACUUAUUUUCUUCUUCUGGUCCUGAUUUUAGUGAGCGAAUAAUUUUUUUUUUUUUUGGUUACUGAUUAUAACGAGAGCUUAUAAGAGAAGUGAGCAUGUUUAAUUCAGGUGUUCUUGAAUGUCAUUAAAACCCUUUACCCUUCCAGUAUUUUUGCGCAGAGGCGGAGCUUCUCCUCCCGCCCCUCCAGAAGCUUCCGGCUGGAAGUCAUGAGACACCUUAAUGAGUUGGUUUUAUUUUUUCUUCUUCUUCCAUUUUGGAGCCAGCUGCUUCAAGUCCUUAUAUGACCAGGCCACAUUUUUACUAAGAAAUAACCGUGUGCAGGAAUCAGCCGUCAAUCUCAUAAGUCGUCAUAAAUUUUAGCACCCUCUCCUGGGUCACGUUGUAUACGCACGAAGCUAAUUUUUGACGAUAAACUAGUAGAACUGGACGCGUUAACGAGGAAGCGUGCUAAUUUGUACGCUUCAAAUGUACUAAAAACUAAUGGCGAAAUCCUAGAGCCUGAGACGACUUUCUAAACGAGGCAGCUUUACCGUAAGCAUGCACAAGCGGUCUUCUGUUUGGAGCACUACUGUUUAUUGCGGUGCUGACAAAUCCAAAUGGGUUCUUGUCCUUUUAAAAUAAAUUCAUCUGUCUAUUUUAAAAGUUCCAUCUGUAUCAGUCUUUAACAUGCUGCUCUGUGAGAACCUGAGGAGUAACUUGCCUUCCUAACAAACACCUGGCUGCGGCUACUAGGGGUGAUCAGGAGGAGGCGUGGCCUUGCAGUCCUCAAAUCAAUAAAUUUGCAUACUCAACCCACUUGUAUUGCAUUCCAUUCUGUAUUACAUCACAGCCAUGUUUUAUAGGCCGACCUCCUCAGCUCACCAAUCAGAAGACAGACAUGCUGUUAAUGGACUUUAUUAUAUUUUGGGAAUGUUUUAUACAAUCAUGAGCUAUUUCAGUUGGGGGGGGGGGGGGGAGACCCACACUAAUAAUAAAACAUGGACUGGGCAUUACUGGGACUUUAGAGAUGUUUUUGUUUUCCACCUCUGAUGGUCAUAGCAUUUAAAAAAAAAAAGCAGUACCAAGUGUGUGAACACUCACCCAGGUUUAACCACAGCACUGUCUCGGUCAAAAGUGCCUACUUUUGAUUUACCAUCAAAGACUACUUCUCUUCAGACCCACUUACAGCUGUGAGUGAGUGAGCGAGAGACAUCUGUAAGACUUUGGGAGAAAUCUGAUGGCAUGCUCGAUUGUUGUUUUUUUUUUUUUAAUGGAAAAGUGACUUUGAAUAAACCCAACCUGUAAAUGGUUAACAUUUAU